This is a messenger RNA of Sesamum indicum (sesame), 1036 nucleotides long. RefSeq names its product Ribosomal protein L25/Gln-tRNA synthetase, anti-codon-binding domain-containing protein. Gene Ontology annotation, molecular function: structural constituent of ribosome; 5S rRNA binding. Gene Ontology annotation, cellular component: ribosome; cytosolic large ribosomal subunit. The record is from RefSeq and is a predicted model, not a curated record. NCBI's taxonomy places the organism in Eukaryota, Viridiplantae, Streptophyta, Magnoliopsida, Lamiales, Pedaliaceae. Gene Ontology annotation, biological process: translation.
AGUAACUACACACCAUUUUCCCAGUCUCUCAAAACCCUCCUUAACCCCAAAGUCCAAACACGCGCACACAGACUGAAUCCGCCCCAAUGCUGAUCCGACGAGCUGCAGCUCAGACCACCACAGCCGUUCUCCACCACCUCCGGCGCUUCUCCACCGCCGCGCUCCUUCAAGAGAUUGACACCCCAGUACAAUUCUAUUACCUCGACGGGUUCCCCAGGCCUGAUCCCAAAUACGAUGAAACCAUCCACGCGAUCCCACGCGUUAUUUCCGGCAAGAACAUCGCCGCAAAGGAGAGGAAAGCCGGUCGUGUCCCCAGCAUCGUCUUCGAGGCGGAAGAUGGCCAGCACGGGGGCAACAAGCGCCUCAUUUCUGUACAGACUAAUCAGAUAAAGAAGCUUGUGAAUCAUCUGGGUCAAUCUUUCUUCCUCUCCAGGCUUUUUGAGCUCGAGGUUCGGCCGGAGUUCGGGUCCAAUGAGAUUGUUGAGAAAGUCCGAGUUUUGCCCCGGAAGCUUCAUCUUCAUGCAGGGACAGAUGCAGUGCUUAAUGUUACGUUCAUAAGAGCUCCAUCUAGUGCUUGGUUGAAGGUUGAUGUUCCUCUUAUAUACAGAGGAGACGAUGUUUCUCCAGGCCUGAAAAAAGGGUCGGCAUUGAACAUCAUCAAAAGAACCGUCAAAUAUCUCUGUCCUGCGGAUAUUAUCCCUCCCUACAUUGAUGUGGAUUUAAGCGAGCUGGACGUCGGCCAGAAGAUCGUUGCAGGUGACCUCAAAGUUCAUCCCGCUCUCAAGCUACUAAGAUCAAAGGAUGAAGCUGUCUGCAAGAUCAUGGGUGCCAGGGUUUCUGACCAAAGGAAAUCCAAGUGAGUUGUCUAUUUCCAAAUCAAUACCAUCGCUAGAAACCAUUUUGAUUGUAACAAAAUCCAUUAUCUGGUGUAAACCCGUGUGUCUGAAAAAUCAUUCUAUUUUCACAAUUUGCAAUACUUGUUUUAGUUUAUUGGGGCUAUGGAGAGAAGCUCUAUAACAAGAAACCCUUCUCAUUA